Molecule: messenger RNA, 1606 nt
Organism: Psylliodes chrysocephalus
Lineage: Eukaryota; Metazoa; Arthropoda; Insecta; Coleoptera; Chrysomelidae
Source: the annotation of a GenBank genome assembly
CUUCAAGGUCGGUGGUCAAGUGAUGUGAUAAUAAAAAUAAAAGUGAGGUUAAUAAUAUGAAUUAUGAAUAUUUAAUUAUUUAUUAAAAACACAUGUUUAGCAUUUUUAGUUUCUGUAUAGUUUAGUUAAUAAUUGAGAAGUACUAAUAUGUCAACUGUUAUUCUUGGCGGGGGUUUAUCCGGGUUAUCCGCAGCUUAUUAUUUACUAAAAACCCAUCCAAAACAUUCAGUGCAACUACUAGAGGCUUCAACGAGAUUAGGAGGAUGGAUAAAGUCUAAUACAUUGAAUAAUAAUAUUAUUUUCGAAGAAGGACCAAGAACCAUACGGCCUCAUGGUUUGGCAGCAUAUAAUACUCUGUCGUUAAUACAAGAAAUUGGAUUAGAAAGUAGUGUUAUACCAAUUCAUUCAACUGCACCUGCUGCCAAGAAUCGGAUGAUUUAUGCUGAUGGACAAUUGCAUUUACUUCCUUCCUCUAUUUCAAGUAUCUUUAAGGUUAUGUCGCCCUUUUCUAAACCUUUGGUUUGGUAUUUAAUGCAUGAUUUUAUUGCCCAGAAACAAACUGUUAAGGAUGAAUCGAUUUAUGAUUUUUGUAAUAGAAGAUUCGGUACAGAGGUUGCAGAUUAUUUAAUAAGUCCUAUGAUUUGUGGUAUUUGUGCUGGGAAUUCAAAAGAAAUAAGUGUUAAAUUCCUGAUGAAAACUUUAUUUGAAUAUGAACAAAAGUAUGGAAAUAUUUAUAAAGGACUUAUUAGGAAUUUAUUUAAUAAUUCUCCAAAGACUGAACUUAGUAAAUUAGCUAAAAGAGCCAAAGUAGAAAGGUGGAGUGUUUACUCAUUUAAAGAUGGUUUAGAAAGUCUGCCUAGAGCUAUUGAACAAUAUAUUAAAAAAAAGGAUAUUUCAAUUGAAUUAAAUGCCAAAUGCAAAAGUAUAGAGUUAUAUCCAAGAAACAUUACUGUACAUCUAGACAAUGGCAAAAGUAUUGAUGCUUCUCAAAUGAUAAGUUCCAUUUCUUCUGAAGAAUUAAGCCAAUUAUUGAAAAAUCAGCAUCCUGAUUUAUCUACACUUCUAGAGAAAAUCAAAAGUGUAACUGUAGCAGUUGUGAAUCUACAAUAUAACAAAAAAUUAUUACCUAAAGAGGGAUUUGGUUUUCUAGUUCCGCCUAAAGAACGGCUACCCAUACUAGGUGUUAUUUUUGACAGUUCUUGCUUUCCUAAUGGUGAAAAUACAGUGCUCACUGUAAUGAUGGGUGGUGCUUGGUUUCAAGAACUAUUUGGUAAACAAUGUGAUAAAGAAUAUAUCUUAAAUCUUGCUCAAGAACAUUUAAAAUUGAUGCUAGGGAUAAAUGAACAGCCUGAAAAUGUUAAAGUCAACAUACUUGAAAAGUGUAUUCCUCAGUAUACUGUGGGUCAUAAUGAGAACGUUGAGAAAAUUCAAAAGUAUAUUAAAGAAAAUAAGUUACCAUUGGCUCUAUGUGGUUCUUCAUACUAUGGAGUAGGUGUUAAUGAUGUGAUACUAUCAUCUAAAAACGCUGUUGAACAGUUAUGUUGAUUGUUGUGUAUAUAAUUUCUUAAUAAUCUGUCAUGGAAUAAAACAAGUUAUUUUUAAAGGC